Polyodon spathula (Mississippi paddlefish) is the source of this 1780-nucleotide messenger RNA. RefSeq names its product nck-associated protein 1-like. The transcript has 17 exons. The annotation marks the transcript as partial. Gene Ontology annotation, cellular component: SCAR complex. NCBI's taxonomy places the organism in Eukaryota, Metazoa, Chordata, Actinopteri, Acipenseriformes, Polyodontidae. Gene Ontology annotation, biological process: cortical actin cytoskeleton organization; cell morphogenesis; cell projection assembly. The record is from RefSeq and is a predicted model, not a curated record.
CCCCACCCUAUCUCUGACGACAGAGACGCAGACACAGCAGCUGUUCCGGGGAUCAGAGAGCGGAGGACACGGAUCAGGGUUCGCAUCUCCGGCAGCGUCCAGGACCAUGGCGUACCAGCACAAGCUAGCCGAGAAGCUGACCAUCCUGAACGAGAGGGGCAGGGGUGUGCUCAUCCGCAUCAACUACAUCAAGAAGACAUGUUCGGACCCGAAGCUCAGACCCUCAUGCCUCACAGAGAAGAGCAUGGAGUCGGCUGUAAAGUACAUCAACAAGAAAUUCCCUAACAUCGACUUCCGAUCAAACAAUCAAAAUCUGAACAACAUCCAGAAGGAGAAGUCUGAAGUGCUGAAGACCCUGACGAGUUUCUACCAUACCUUCAUCGACGUAAUGGAGUUCAGGGACCAUGUUUAUGAGUUGCUGAACACAAUCGAUGCCUCCCAGUGUUUCUUCAAUAUUACUGUGAACUACGAGUUCACGAAGAGUUACCUUGACCUGAUUGUCACCUACACCUCUGUGAUCCUCAUGCUGUCCCGCAUCGACGACAAGAAGGUCCUGGUGGGGAUGUACAACUGCGCUCACGAGAUGUCCAACGGAGCCAGUGACUCCGCGUACCCUCGGCUGGGGCACAUGCUGCUGGAGUACGAGCCGCCCUGGAAGAAGCUGACUGAAGAGUUCGGGCCGCACACCAAGGCGGUGACAGAAGCCCUGCUUUCUCUCCAGUAUCUUUUCCCACGUCGGAACCUCCCGGCGGAACAGUGGCGCAGUGCCCAGCUUCUCAGCCUCCUGAGCGCUGCAGCAACCAUGCUGAACCCCAUCCACAGCGAGAUGAUGCUGUGUGAAUAUCUGCCAAUGGAGGUGAUGGAGCGAUGGAUAAUCAUUGGGUUCCUGCUGUGCUACAGCAGCCUGGCCACCAACCCGCCCUCCCUGGAGCUGUGGAAGAGUGCGCUGAAGAGCAGCUUGUGCGUCACGCUGAUCCGGGACGAGGUGCUGCUGGUACACAAGGUCAGCGAGGACUUCUUCGAUGGCUUCAAGGGACACAGUAAAAGGAUUGCAGAUAUAAAGGAAUGCAGGGAGUAUGCCGUCGCCAACAGUGGGCAGAUCCACAGGGAAAGAAGAAACUACCUGAGGAGUGCUGUCAAGGAACUCGUCAAUAUUCUCUCAGAUGAACCCGGGCUGCUGGGACCCAAGGCCCUGUUCGCCUUCAUGGCUCUCUCUUUCUCCCGGGAUGAGGUCUGCUGGCUGGUCCGUCACUCUGAACACGUUCUCAAGACCAAGACCCCUGAAGACUAUGUGGACGCGCACAUGGCAGAGCUGCUGUUCUGCAUGGAGUCACUUCGUGCUCUGCUGCGACGCCACACCCCUGUGCUCCAGCGAUACCACCUGCAGUACUUGGCACAGUUCGACGCGCUGGCACUCAAAGACACCGUGCAGAGCCUGCUAGUCUGUCCGGAGGAGGAGUCCAUCCUGAUGUCCUCGUUCGUCUCGACUCUGUCCUCAAUGACUCUGAAGCAAGUGGACAGUGGGGAGGAGUUUGACCUGAGAGGGCUCAGACUUGAUUGGUUCAGACUGCAGUGCUACACCAGCGUGGCCAAGGCCCCGAUGAGUCUCCGAGAGUGUCCACACCUGGCCCACCUCAUGAACAUGAUCGUCUUCCACACCUGGAUGAUGGAUGGCAUUGAGAGCCUCAUCCAGGAGACCUCGGACCUCUCCAUCUUCUGCUUCUACCCGCGAGUGUUUGAGAAGAUGUUUUCUCACAGCAGCGAUGACCCUCAAAUGCAG